Molecule: messenger RNA, 369 nt
Organism: Pyricularia pennisetigena
Lineage: Eukaryota; Fungi; Ascomycota; Sordariomycetes; Magnaporthales; Pyriculariaceae
Exons: 2
Coding region: 1-369 (122 amino acids)
Source: RefSeq, a predicted model, not a curated record
AUGUUUGACGUCCUUCUUCCGGAGGGAACCAACGAGGGCGACAGAAACAAGAAACAAAAAGGAAUGACGAACAGAGGCCGCGGGGUUGAAGUCUACCCAAGAAGUCAGGUCGACGACAAGGCGGCCAAUAAGCGAGUGGUAAGGCGGGUCAGUCUCGAAAUGAUGGCCCGUUGCAAUCUUGACAGGUUGAACGGUGUUCAGACGGGUCAUGUUAUGGAUCGGGAGGAUGAUGGCGGACAAACAGCCUGCGGCCAAUGCGUGGUUGGGUGCCGUGGCGGCCGGCAGCAAAAUGUACAGGAAAAAUGCAAAGCAGCCUACACUGUGUACCGCACCUUGGAUAGGACAGUCAAGAGAUUGACGUACAGUUGA